GCGCCCGCGGGAUUCCGUCCGAGUCGGUAGCCGCUACUUCCCGGGGUCCCGGACCGCAGCCUUCCGCACUCAGGGCCUUGGAUUUCCUCUCCCAGAGGCAAAAGCCUAGCUCCCCUCUUCCUGGAACUCUUGUUUCCCCCCCCCCCCGAGUCCAGCUUCCCAGCCUCCGUUUCCAGGACCCCGGCACCCCGGAUCCCUGCCUCCCGGAUCUGCGCUACCGGGACGUGGCCUCUUGAGGACCUCUGCCACUUGGACACCUUCAGCCUUCCAGAGCCAAGCACCUCCCUGUCCCAGCCCGAUAAACUCCUGUAUUCCCAUCCGUAGGGCCGAGCACCCCAGGUGCUCCCGGCUUUCGGGCGCAGGACCCAACCCAGAGAGCUCCCAGCUUCGGGAUCUGACACUCCAGGUUUCAAGAGCCAAGGAACCCAGGCGCUGUGAACUCGCAACUCCAAGGAACCCUCCAGAGUUCCAGCCUCCAGCCUGGGCUGCAGAACUCUCCGCUCUAAGGAACGUCGGCGUUCCAGGAAGGAGCCCCAAGCUUCCAGGCGCUAAGGAACUCCGGGCGCGUUCCAACAUGGUGGCCGAUCCCCCUCGCGGAGACCCCAAGGGGUUCGAGGCGGCCGCGCCCGCCGCGAACGGUGCCCCGGUGUUGCUCGCGAAAGAGGACCCAGACUCCGCGCGCGGCCGCUGCUGCGGUUCCCAGGAGCGGGCGCGCCGCUGUCUUCGCGCCAAUCUGCUGGUGCUGCUGACGGUGGCGGCCGUGCUGGCAGGCGUGGCGCUGGGUCUGGGGGUCUCGGGGGCCGGUGGCGCGCGCGCGCUGGGCCCCGCGCGCCUGGCGGCCUUCGCCUUCCCCGGAGAGCUGCUGCUGCGCCUGCUGAAGAUGAUCAUCUUGCCGCUGGUGGUGUGCAGCCUGAUCGGCGGCGCCGCCAGCCUGGACUCGAGCGCGCUCGGCCGCCUGGGCGCCUGGGCGCUGCUCUUUUUCCUGGUCACCACGCUGCUGGCGUCGGCACUCGGCGUGGGCUUGGCGCUGGCGCUGCAGCCGGGCGCCACCUUCGCUGCCGCCAACGCCUCUCUCGUCGCCGCGGACGCCGUGGAAGAGGCCCCCAGCAAGGAAGUCCUCGAUUCCUUCCUGGAUCUCGUAAGAAAUAUCUUCCCCUCCAACCUGGUGUCCGCAGCCUUCCGCUCAUACAGUACCGUCUAUGAAACCCAAUGGAUCAACGGAACCAAGGUGAAGGUGCCUGUCGGGAAUGAGGUGGAGAGUAUGAAUAUCCUGGGCUUGGUGGUCUUCGCCAUUGUCUUUGGCGUGGCCCUGCGCAAGCUGGGACCCGAGGGAGAGCUGCUCAUCCGAUUCUUCAACUCCUUCAAUGACGCCACCAUGGUGCUAGUGUCCUGGAUCAUGUGGUAUGCCCCUGUUGGCAUCUUGUUCCUGGUGGCUGGCAAGAUCGUGGAGAUGGAGGAUGUGCGGUUGCUCUUCACCAGCCUCGGCAAAUACAUCCUGUGCUGCCUGCUGGGCCACGCCAUCCACGGGCUCCUGGUGCUGCCCCUCAUCUACUUCUUCUUCACCCGCAAAAACCCCUACCGCUUCCUGUGGGGCAUCAUGACACCGCUGGCCACUGCCUUCGGGACCUCUUCGAGCUCGGCCACGCUGCCGCUGAUGAUGAAGUGCGUGGAGGAGAGGAAUGGUGUCGCCAGGCACAUCAGCCGCUUCAUCCUGCCCAUCGGUGCCACCGUCAACAUGGACGGUGCGGCGCUCUUCCAGUGCGUGGCCGCAGUGUUCAUUGCGCAGCUCAACCAGCAAUCCCUGGACUUUGUGAAGAUCAUCACCAUCCUGGUCACCGCCACCGCGUCCAGCGUGGGUGCCGCGGGCAUUCCGGCUGGAGGUGUCCUCACUCUGGCCAUCAUCCUGGAGGCAGUCAACCUGCCAGUUAACGACAUCUCCUUGAUCUUGGCUGUGGACUGGCUAGUGGACCGGUCCUGCACGGUCCUCAAUGUGGAAGGUGAUGCCUUUGGGGCGGGACUCCUCCAAAGUUACGUGGAUCGUACAGAGCUGCGGAGUUCGGUGCCGGAGUUGAUCCAAGUGAAGAGCGAGGUGCCCUUGGCUCCACCGCCCGCCCCCACUGAGGAGGGGAACCCCCUCCUCAAACACCGCCUGGGAUCUGCUGGGGACGCGGACCCCUGCGAGAAGGAGUCGGUUAUGUAAACCCCGCGGGGACUUUCCCUGCCCUGUUGGGGACACUCGGGACAUCAGGAUCGUGAAUCGGGGCUAUGGAGGCCCUGCCUGCACACUUGAGGGUUCCAGGGGUCCCAGCCUGUCUCCCCAACAUCAGAUCUGGGAAGUUUCGAUGUUGGGGUAUAGGUGUGUGUGUGUGUGUGUGUGUGUGUGUAUCUCCCCAAAUCCUCCCCAGUCUUCAAUUCCUGUUUCUGACCAAAGUUAGGAAACAAGAUGGAGAAACCAUGUCGUUCUGGCCCCCCCACCUCUCAGGGCACAGGUCACCAUGUGGAUUUCUGCCCUCAUUGAGAAAAAGGACAUUCCAAUGGGUUGAUGGCUAUUUUGGUGGCUGUAGCUGUGUGUGUGUGUGUGUGUGUGUGUGUGUGUGUGUGUGUGUGUGUGUGUUUUGUGACUCCAUGGUACAUCCCACCCUCUUCCCUCCACAGUAACAAACACUCCUCGGGACCUUGCCGGGGUUGGGGAGCCUGAGGACAAAUACUGCCGUCACUCCAAAGGACAUUUUUUGUAGCAACAAAACUCUAUCUCAUCAGGUGUUUUUAAGACCAAAAGCAUGAGGCACGCACUAAAAAACCACACAGGAUAAAACAGACUUCACCGAAAUAAGAUUAUCUGUUCGUCAAAAAAAACACCACUAGAGGGCGCCUGGGUGGCUCAGUCAGUUAAGCAAUCUUGCGAAUGUUCCGUAUCUCGACACGGGUGAUGCUUACACAGACACAUACAUUUGAGCACGCUCAUCUGCACACCGUAGAUGUGCGUGAUUUUACCCCAUGUGUAACAUCUUGGCCGUGGAAAAUUCCGUACAACUGGGAAGAGACUGACUCUGCUGUAGCCACUUACAGGGACUUCCUUGAUACUUGAACUCUAUCCAAUAGUGGCAGUAAUGACUUGCUCUCCCCACCCCUUUUUUAUUUAACCCAGAAUUUGCUAUUUGAAUAAAAAAUGUGCUGUGCCGCUGUUUUUAAGUCC
Hyaena hyaena (striped hyena) is the source of this 3196-nucleotide messenger RNA. RefSeq names its product solute carrier family 1 member 5 (gene SLC1A5). The record is from RefSeq and is a predicted model, not a curated record. The transcript has 8 exons. Bases 575 to 2200 code for a protein of 541 amino acids. Gene Ontology annotation, biological process: L-aspartate import across plasma membrane. Lineage: Eukaryota; Metazoa; Chordata; Mammalia; Carnivora; Hyaenidae. Gene Ontology annotation, molecular function: L-aspartate transmembrane transporter activity; symporter activity; neutral L-amino acid transmembrane transporter activity. Gene Ontology annotation, cellular component: plasma membrane.